CUUUCCUUGCAGGCAGCGAGAGAGACUUGGCGGAGUGACAAUGCAAAGCUGGUAACUGGAGUUUGGAGGGUCCAACAACGAACUAGGAAAUUACAAGUGUCAUUAUCGGACACCGAAGAUUUAAACUCAUUUACUGAACAUUUAAAACAACGGGAUAAUUAAUAUUCGGACCCUUAACCAAGAUACCGGCGAUGUGUAAUUUUAUGCGAAAAUACCUGUGAGGAUCGGAGUUUAACUUUACCAUACCUCCUGUCUGUGGAUGUUUUACAUGGAUUUCUUUGCUGGAUAAGGCAGGGACCAGGCAGUACCGCCACCUUUAAUUUUUAUACAGUGUUUAUUUGCCCUAGAUUACAGUUUAAGACGAGUUUAAUUGAAGUUGCAAGUUGCAGACUCCUUGCUGUUUGGGUCUUCAGUUCAGGAUCUCCCGGAAUUAGCUGCUGAAGCACACGGAUUCUCUCCGGAGAUAAACCUGGGAUAUCUCUUGAUUUUAGCAGCUCACUAGAAGACCGAGAAUUAUCCUUAAAACUGGCCGCCAUUAUUAAUGUACACUGUGCUUUUGGAGAACAGGAGUUCAAAGCAUUGUUUUUAAUUGAACAAUUUUAAUUUCAGUUUAAUCUCAUAUACUACACAUUUCUUGGAUGUUAAUUUGCCAAAUAUUGGUUGAAGUUAGUUAGUGCAUGAUUUGAUAAUUCUGGCAGGCCCCAUGGCACUCUGACGGAUUAUUGUGGUACUGCUAAUCACAAGGACAGUGUGGAUUGUAAGCAUGGGAAAAGAACAGGAGCUCUUCCAAGCGGUGAAGCAUGGGGAUAUGCAGACUGCACAAAAGCUUCUGGCAAAGAUCAAAACCAAUCGCAACAAGCUGCUGGGCUCCACAAAGAGGCUGAAUAUCAACUACCAGGACUCCGAUGGGUUCUCAGCCCUGCACCACGCCGCCCUCACUGGCACCACUGACCUCAUCGCCCUGCUGCUGGAGGCCCAGGCCACUGUCGACAUCAAAGACAGCAAUGGAAUGAGGCCUCUGCACUAUGCUGCCUGGCAGGGCAAAGCUAACUCCGUUCACCAGCUGCUCCGUGCUGGUGCCUCCGUCAACCUUGCCUCCCAGGACGGGCAGAUCCCGCUGCACCUCGCCGCGCAGUACGGACACUACGAAGUGUCGGAGAUGCUGCUGCAGCACCAGUCCAACCCCUGCAUCGUAAAUAAGGCGCGGAAGACGCCGCUCGACCUGGCCUGCGAGUUUGGGAGGCUGAAGGUGGCUCAGCUGUUGUUGAGCAGUAACAUGUGCGUGGCCCUGCUGGAGGGAGAGAGUAAGGACAGCUCGGACUCCGGCUCCAACACUCCCCUGCACCUCGCCUCCAGGAACGGACACAAGGACAUUAUCCGGCUGCUGCUGAAGGCAGGGAUCGACAUCAACAGAACGACCAAGUCAGGGACUGCUCUGCACGAAGCAGCUCUCUACGGGAAGACGGAGGUGGUGCGUCUUCUGCUUGAUGCUGGAAUUGAUGUGAAUAUUCGCAACACCUACAGCCAGACCUCCCUGGACAUUGUGAACCAGUUCACCACCUCCCAUGCCAGCAAGGAGAUCAAGCAGCUGUUGAGAGAGGCAUCCGGACUCCUGCAGGUCAGAGCGCUGAAGGAUUACUGGAACAUCCACGACCCCACGGCCCUCAAUAUCCGAGCAGGCGACAUCAUCAUGGUUCUGGAGCAGCACAUGGAUGGCCGCUGGAAAGGACACAUCCACGACACACAGCGGGGUACGGACCAGGUCGGGUACUUCCCUCCCUCCAUUGUGGAGGUCAUCAGCAGGAGGGCAGGUGGCACCCUCUCCCGCCACUCCUCCCUGCCCAUGCAGCGCCAGCAGCACCUCUCCAGACUCCCCCUCACUACCCUGACUGCCCCCCAGACUGAUGACUCCUACCAGCUGUACGCUCCACCCCCUCACAUCGCCUUUCACCGGACAAACGGGCAUGGAGACAACACAGGAGAGCCAUUUGAGAGCCCCAGGCCCCAACACUCAGAGCCAGCCAGCCUCAGUGAGGAUAUAUGGGUCCUCAGGAGCGCAGUGAUUGCUGGCGACCGGAACAGCGUUGGCAGCACGGGCAGUGUGGGCAGCACUCGGAGCGCAGGCAGCGGGCAGAGCAUGGACGGCACCAGCGGGCAGCCAACAGGGAGCAGCACAGAGAACAGCAAGCCAGUGCCCCCUGGUGGCGAUCAAGUGCAACUGCACAGUGUGUCCUCUGACCUCUCCAAACAGCCAGACCAGCCUUCAGGGACCACCCGGCGGCAGGGCCUGUCAGGCUGCAAGUCCAGGGAGCAAAGUUACUCCCAGCAGGGCCUGUCGGGCUGCAGGUCCGGAGAGCAGGGUUACUCCCAGCAGGGCCUGUCAGGCUGCAGGUCCGGAGAGCAGGGUUACUCCCAGCAGGGCCUGUCAGGCUGCAGGUCUGGGGAGCAGAGUUACACCCAGCAGUUCAUCCGACCGGAACACCUUCUGGAGGGCAAGGAUGCCGAAGCCAUUUACCUGUGGCUGAGUGACUUCCAGCUGGAACAGUACACCGCCAGCUUCAUCAAUGCCGGAUACGACGUGCCCACCAUCAGCCGCAUGACCCCUGAGGACCUGACUGCUAUCGGAGUGACAAAGCCAGGGCAUCGAAAGAAGAUUUCCAUUGAAAUUGGGAACCUGAGUAUACCUGAGUGGCUGCCAGACUAUAUCCCGGCUGACCUAGGGGAGUGGCUCAGUGCAAUCGGCCUGUCCCAGUAUCACAAGAAGCUGUCAGAAAACGGGUACGACUCGAUAAACAUCGUCCGGGACAUCACAUGGGAGGACAUGCAGGAGAUCGGCAUCACCCAGCUCGGUCACCAGAAGAAGAUGAUGCUGGCGGUAAAGAAGCUGUGUGACAUCCAGAAGGCUCUAAACCAGGCGGAGGCAGGCACGAGGACCCUGCGGCGCAAGAUCCCUACAGCGCUGGACAUCGUCACCAUUGAGCCCAUGGAGGGCGGGGAGUGCCAGUCCCCCCACACCCCCAAAAUGCUGACAUUCCAGGACAGCGAGCUAAGCGCCGAGCUGCAGAGCGCCAUGUCCAACACCUACAGCAGCUGUCAGGACGGACUGGCCAUCAAGAACGCUGUGGCCAUGUCCUGUAGCCAGGAGAGCAUUGGGAUCCGCUCGCGGGGCUCCGGACACUCUCAGGACAACAUGCUGGCCAGGACCGCCCUCUCCAGUCGCUCCCAGGAGAGCCUGGGCAGCGGGGACAGCAGUGGCAGCAGCGGGGGCCGCUCCAGAGCAGGGACCACCCAGGAGAACCUCCGAAAUCCCACCGGCGGGACUGACGGGACCAAUGGCAGCCCUGCCAAGGAAAGGAACAUUCCAGAAGGCCGUGACCAACACCAGUGGCCUCUAGUGCUCACUAAGAACGGUGUCCCCACCUCCAGCGUCCUGGGGAAAGCCAUUCCCCUGCAGCAUUUUCAUCAGUACUCAUCUGCCCCCAUCCCGUCAGCAGCCAAACAACCCUUCACACCGCCACACAUCCCUAGCAAAGCCCCUCAGGCUUUCGUUUACCCUCCAAUCCCAGAAAAAAAUAAGCAUGCAGGCCCACUGCCUUCAACCCCCGCUCUCCCGUUUCAGCAUGUGCCCCAGUCUCUCAGGCUUGCGCCAGGGCAGUCUUCAGCACAGAAAACGUUCACCUAUCUCCACUCUCAAUGCCAUGGCAGCUUGGAAACUGAGCACAGCCCCAAUGCCAAGCCCCUGCCCGGCGCUGUGCCCAUGCCAUGCCACAGCAGCCCGGCACUGAACCCGGACUUCUUCAAGUUGAAGAAGCGCUCCCAGAGCCUCACCCGCUAUGCCAUGUCAGAUGAGGAACCUGAGGAAAACGAGAGGCCUGUGGGCAACCUGGGAUCCUAUGCUACUCUGACCAGGCGGCCUGGCCGCAGCCAGCUGGCACGGUUACCAUCCGCCCCAGACCGGAACGUAAACCGCAGCCAGUCAUUUGCCAUCCGGGCCCGCCGGAAAGGACCGCCCCCUCCUCCCCCCAAGAGACUGAGCUCUGUGACGGCUCCCCCAGAGGAGAGUGCUCCCUGCAAUCAGCCUGCAGAUCUGCCCACCAUGCCUGCAGCUCUUCCCGAUGGAGUGGAGAUGGGCAGUGCUGGCAGUGUAAGGUCUAUAGCCGCCAUGUUGGAACUUUCUGGUGCUAGCCCAGUCAAGACACCAGUAAAACAGGAAAAGGUUAUCGUCGAGAACAAGCUGGAAACAUCGAUUCCCAAGCCUCCCAGCCCGGAGAGUUCCCCCAGAAUAACCCUGAUGCCCCAACCAAAACCAGCCCUCCCCCAGACUCUGAGGGAGGGCGCUGGGUACCCCAGCCAGCGUAGAAGGACCUUCAGUGAGCCAGGGGUCUGCCAAACAGAUAAGAUGGCGCCUGAAAUGGAGGAGGUCAAAUCUGAUGCCGAGGAUGAAACAACGGUGCAAAUAAAACCAGGCCUGGACGGUUCUUCUUCGUCCCAGAACAGCUCCAGUGAGUGUAUCCCCUUCGCCGAGGAAGGCAACCUCACCAUCAAACAGAGACCCAAGGGGAAUGGGCUUCUCAAGACAGAUUCCUCCACAGAAACAGGGGAGCAGGCAGCUGGGGGACAGGGGACGAAACAGCUGGAAGUCCCAGAGUUCAACCUGACAGAGUCUGACACAGUAAAGCGAAGGCACAAGCCCAAGGAGAAAGAGGAGCAGCAGGCAGCCCCAGACGGGAAACUGGAGACCAACCACAGCGUGUCUGUGUCUCGCUCCACCGGGGCUCACACUGUGAACAUUGUCUCCACCAAGACGGGCCUGGGGCCUCAAGAGCCCGUCGCAACCAAAAGGGAUUUUGAGGACGAUGAUGACAUGGGCUUCAGGAUCGCAGAGAUCGAGAAAAGCAUUGAGUCUCUGGAAAAGGGCACAGGCAAGAUGGAGAAGCCGGGUCUGUCUCCCAAGUCCACCGGCUCCCAGGUUACCAAGCUGGCUACUGGUGCGUCCGCAGCCACUAACUCCCACCUGCACAGACCUGCAGCGGCCGCAGAUAUCCAUGAGAUCCCAGUCCAUUCUGUGACACUGAAUGUUGUCCAAAGCCUGGCUUUCACAACCACCACGCCCACCAGCCCUCGUUCCCUCUCACAGGCCCCACACUCUGGGUCCCUGAGGCCCCAGAGCAGAGCAGGAAAGUCCCCUGCCUCCUCCCCUCCUGGGCCAGGGGCACCCUAUGGCUCGGCCUUGGUUCAGCACAGACUGGAGCAGACCAGCACCUCCCUUGAGGCCGCGCUCCAGGCAGUGGAGAGGAAGCUGACACUAGAAGACAGCAGAGACUGUGGGAACAGCACAGUGAGAUCGGCCGGUAAUAUUCUCGAUGACAUCGGCAACAUGUUCGAUGACCUUGCCGAUCAGCUGGACGCCAUGUUGGACUGAGGAGAGGAGGCCUGCACUGCAGAAAGAGCAUGGGUCACAUCGCUGCUGUGAGCACGGCUCGGAUAGGACUGGCUUCUGAAAGGACCAAGCCCUUGGGUGUCUGCGACGAGUGAAGUUACAGCACUUUAAACACAGCAGUAGUACCCGGGACGCACAAAUAUACAGGGCUCUUGUUUGAGAAAUAAUCUGAUUUGCAUACAAGAGCUUGGCUUUGAUUAGCAGGACAGAAUUCUGCAGUCCAGCUUCUUUUUCAGUUUCGCCUGGCUUCAACACAAGCACUUAAAAACAACGUACUGUACAAAACUGCUUAGUAAUGCAGAUAUGAAAAGUAUUGCCAGACUGCUAAUGUAUCUAGGACCCAUGUGUUUGACAUUUUACUGAGUCCCACCUUCCUUUAGUGUAAUUUUUAAAAGCUAAUCUCGUUGUGCUUACUAAUUCAAGUUUAUACAUGGCUCUGUAAUUGCAAAAGUACAGGGAGUAAAAAGGGAGUACGGAGGCUAGGACUCUGAGCUCCUCAUAUGGUAUUCACCCUCCAGAACAGGAAGGGCCUCCACUGUCAAGCAGGCCAAGGCAGAGGCUGCCAAACCCAUUGAAAUGAACUGGAAUGUCUGCGUGCCAUAGGUUUAAACACACAGCCUUAUGCACUCCGCGUCAUGUGGAACAUAUUGGGGGAUUAUGUGUGCUGUUGGACAAGAUCAGUCCACCACAAAGACCAAAGCUUUUACUGGGUGUGCUGCGUUAACAUUUAAUAAGGAAUGCUUGAGCUAUUCUUAUUUAAAAAAAAAGAAAAAGCGGUUCCCUCUCCUUGUUUGUGCGAUACAUGUUUUGAAUGACCUAGAAUUACUGGGUUUUUUUUGUUUAUUCGAUGUAAAACACACAAUGUUAGUGCGUGUGUUUGUGAGCAUGUAAUGAGAGUGAGGUUUAAAAAGCUUUUAACGGGGCUCCUGAGUGGUGCAUCCAGUAAAGGCGCUCCGCGUGGAUUGCAGGAUCUAUAGCCUGGACGUCACCGGUUCGAGUCCAGGCUAUUCCACUGCCGACCAUGGACGGGAGCUCCCAGGGGGCGGCGCACAAUUGGCCGAGUGCCACCCGGGGGGCUUAGGUUGGCCAGGGUAUCCUCAGUUCACCGCGCACCAGCGACCCCUGUAGUCUGGCCAGGGUGCCUGCGGGCUUGCCUGUAAGCUGCGCUGUCCUCCGACGUUGUAGCUCUGAGGUGGCUGCAUGGUGGGUCUGCAGUGUGAAAAGAAGCGGUUGGCUGACGGCACACGCUUCGGAGGACAACGUGUGUUCGUCUUCGCCCCUCCCGAGUCUGCGCAGGGGUGGUAGCGGUGAGCUGAACUUAAAAAUAAGUGGGACAUUCUAAAUUGGGAGAAAAUAAUAAAAAGAAUUGGCAACGACUAAAUAAAAAAAAAAAAAAAAGCUUUCAACAUAGUUGUGGCACAAACAAAUGCAUGUUUCACUGGAAAUAAAAUGGCUGUGUACAGAUCAUGAACAUCAGGCUUCCAAUCGUUUAUUUUUGGUGAACUAAACAUUUUCAAAGUUGAAAUAGAAUAACACUGAGGUAGUGUAGCUUGUUGUAAUUCUACUUCUUUAAUAUAUACUAUAAUGUAAGUGCUAGCCCUUGCUCAUGACAUUGAGAAGCUACAUCCAGGCAGACACACGUUACAGCUUCCCCUCAAAGCUCUGCGAGAGAGAGAGAGAGAGAGAGACCGACCUUCAGGAGAUGAGAGAAUGAUGAUUCGGCCUGCUGCACCACCUCAUCUAGCCCCAGGUUAUUCCUACGCUCAGAAUUUGUCAGCUUGUCAGUUUCCAGGCCUAGCCUCCUGGCACUUGCAUUCAGUGUCCUUUUCUAGGCACUCAGUUUAUGGCUUAAGGCCUCACCAGCAUUGUAACAUAAUCAUUGCAUUCAAUAAUUAUCUUAAUAGAUAAGAUCACACGGAACGUAACUGGGCUGUGGCAUUCCACUCAGAGCUAUUUGCUAGUCUGGCUCAGGUUUUUGCAACAAGACUGAGCAGCCACUUGGUUAUUUGAUCAGUUUCUGCACAGCAACCUGGAUGUAUAUAAAAGACACUUCACAAGCUUGGCAUUGUGUUGUCUUGCAUUCAGUCUGAUUCAUGCACACACAAAUCUUUAGUCGCAUGCUUAGCACAGCACUGGAGGGACGAUAGCUGUACAGAGACUAUCUGAAAUGCAUUCAUCUCCUGAGCAAGAAGCGGUCAGUCUGGUUUUUAAUGUCGCUGAAGCAUUUAACAGAGAAAGUAUAUUUUAGCAUUGUGGGUAUUUUUACAAGCUUUACUUGCUUUAUUUUACCGGCCAGAUACAGUAUCCAUAAUACUGAAAAAAUAUUUAAAAAAAUGUAUUCUAUAAGUAGAGUUUAAAAACAAAGUCAUAUAUGGAGUUACAAUAUUUUGAUUCACUUUUUUCUGGCAUUGCUUAUGUACCGUAAAACAUGAUUUUCAAUCUGGGCUAGAGGGGUAUGGUCUCACCAGGGCAUGUUGUAAUGCUUGGGUGCCAUCCCCAAAUUGUGCUUUUGUAAUAGGAUGCAGAGUCAUUACAGCCAGUGAAAAACACUGUAACCAUACCAGGUUAAUAAGCACCUUAUUUUAAAAACAUGUCAAAGUUCAUUCAGAAUUGUGUCUAAACAUUUUCAAAACAGUGUGUGAAAGAUGCGAAGUGGGUAUGGCUUAUUUAAACAUUCCCGAUGUUUUAACAGCUGGGUUGAAUUAAAGCAAUUAAAAUGGGGCUUGUUUUAUAAACUCGCUGUAUACAAUCCUCCAGCAGCACACUGUAUGAUACAAGGCUUCACUAAUCAAAGUGCUUGCUAUUGCUGAAACAGAACCAUCCUCUAAUAGCUUGCUAGUCUUGUAAGUUUAAAUUAUAACAAAAUAUGUAAUGCUUUUAUGUAUUCAACCAAAAUGUGUAUUCAUUUUAGUCCAAAAUUUCUAACCAGUGCUGUAAUCAUGUCUGUUUAUUUUUAAUGCCUUUGUUUUAUGAUUUUAAAAAAAGGGACAAUGAUUUAAAAGGAAAAAAAGCAAGUUAACGCUAUACGACUGAGAUAUUAAGUAUUACUGAAUACGAGUACUGUCUGCAAUGAGUGUUUAUUACAUUGUCCUCGUCUCUCAACCAGCUCAAUAAUGCCAGUUAUUAAACAUUAUGUUCCACUGUUUAAGA
Messenger RNA from Acipenser ruthenus (sterlet), 8590 nucleotides. Its product is annotated as caskin-2-like. NCBI's taxonomy places the organism in Eukaryota, Metazoa, Chordata, Actinopteri, Acipenseriformes, Acipenseridae. The transcript is spliced from 22 exons. The record is from RefSeq and is a predicted model, not a curated record. Gene Ontology annotation, molecular function: protein binding. Bases 764 to 5422 code for a protein of 1552 amino acids.